AUUGAUCCUCACAAGGACUACACUCAAAAGGCCCAAUCUGAUACCUUUUCCGCACCCUCACUUUGCAGAAUCUGUCGCCAUGGCCCCUAAGAAGAAGCCGACAGCACUGAACCUGACCAAGCCCUCUGUCAAACCCAGAAAGCCCAGGUCCAAAAAAACCAUCAAAACCCUCCAAGUCCCCACCAUAAACCCACCUUCACAGCCCAGUUCCCAACAGACACUUCCACAGAGUAUUUUCGGGCGCCUGAACCGACUAGAUGACAUAUUCUCGUCGCAGACAGCCGCAGACGCCUCCGAUAGCGGUGCUGACCUAGACUCUUCUUUAAAGAGCAAGAAACGAGGUGGUGAGCCGUCCAAGACAUUUGAAGAGGAUGAAGGCUUCUUCUACAAGCGUACCAAGCCGACUACGAGCACCAAGAAGCGUCUGAAACAAAAGCCAAUCAGCACGCCCAUCUUCAAGUUGAACCAAGCAUUGGAUGAGCUACCCAAUAACAACCUCCAUGACAGUUUCGACUCCAUGGACUUCGAGCCGGAGGUGCCACCACCCAAGAAAACCAAGAUCGCCAGCAUCAAGAAGACGAGCAAUGUGGCCAAGCUCUCGUCUCCAAUACGACCUAGGUAUGAGGGUACGUACAAAGAACCGUCUCCAUCUUCUGCUGAUGAUGACGAAUAUGUGGAGCAAGUGUCCCACCAUACGAUCAACCUUACUGGUGGAGACGAUAGUGAUGAGGACAUCGAGCCCACCAAGUCGAGAAAGAAACACAACAAAGAUCGUAGGUCUUCUUACAGUAACAGAGGCAAGAGAAUGCUGUCGAUUGGCAACGGGUUGGUAGCAUCUCCCCAUGAAGACGUAUUAGCCAAAGACUACUACAAGCAUAUUGACACAUCGUUAUCGGAACCUCAUCGUAUGAAACAACUUUUGAUUUGGUGUAUCAAGAAGAAGAUAAAGGAGGAAGAUAAGAAACACCAACAAAGCCUAUUAAGCUCGGACGACCAGGUUGCAAUCAAUAUUGCCAAGGUGAUCAAAGAUGAAACCCUUCAUGACUUGAAGGACGGAACCAUAUCCACCAGUUGGUAUAACAUUCCUGAAUUAUCCAACGAUUCGGGUGAUAAUGGCAUGAUUGCCAAUCAAGAAAUCGUGUUACCGAACCCACUCAACCUCACGACUGAACAGAAUAUCAAGAAGUUCACCAAGCAGUUGAACCGGUUAAAGCGAGAAAAAGAGCAGUGGAAAGAUAUGGAAAAGCGGAACGUUAGUACACUUGACAAGAAUCUAACUAGCAUUGACAUCACCGACGAAAAGGACAUUAAUGCGUUACGUAAACAUUGUAAGGAUAAGGAGGUUGAUUACAAUGAUUCUGUUCUUGGACAACAGAUGGUAGACCACGUAGCAUCUGUUUACAAGGACGUGACAAAUAAGUUUCUGGAUAACGUGGAGAACUCGAUAGACGAAUUGUUCAACCUCACAAACACCUUGACCAAAGUCAGCCACUUCGUCGAGAAAUGCACCCAGAGUAAGUUGGUGCCCAAAAUCUCCGAAACCACCAAGAGUUUUGUGGAUAAGAGCAAGAUCCAAAACAUCAAAGCCACAGACUCCCUCUGGCCCACGUCUUCAAAACCCUUGGGAGUAAAGCAAAUUCUUCAGGGAAUCGCCAAGUUGGAUAGUGAGAAAGAAGCCGAGAUGCAUGUGUGAUACCGGCUGAAGAAGUUACGUUUGUCUUAUGGCCUAUCCGGCGAUGCUGUCCUGUCAUUGUAUCAUUCGUACUACCCUGUACACUAACAACCCCAAUGUAUUAUAACUAAGUCGCAUAAUAACUAGACCGAACUAUUCAACGCCGUAGCUAUUUCUCCGUACCACCGUAUUUGCUCGCUUACACUUACAAACCGGUGAACUUUAAAUGAAUCUCGGGAAAUUCUGAAAAGCUAGGUAACAAGAUUCUCCGAACAUUCCCCGCUGCCAGCCCCCAGCUAUUGGUUUCUUCAAAACUCAACCCUUUGUGAUGGUUCUAGAUCCCAUAUUUUUCACCCCCGUCAAUCAAAACCCUUCUUCCACAAACCAUUGUACGUCCCCUUUUUUGGUGCCGCCAGGAGUUACCCAGUGGUGCUUCUCAUUAAAAUGAGACACUUUCCGGGGAGGUUGCUCGCAGCGCUGCUCGCGAAAACAUACU
Messenger RNA from Yamadazyma tenuis ATCC 10573, 2168 nucleotides. RefSeq lists its product as uncharacterized. Lineage: Eukaryota; Fungi; Ascomycota; Pichiomycetes; Serinales; Debaryomycetaceae. Gene Ontology annotation, cellular component: MIS12/MIND type complex. Gene Ontology annotation, biological process: mitotic sister chromatid segregation; cell division. The record is from RefSeq and is a predicted model, not a curated record.